Esox lucius (northern pike) is the source of this 2681-nucleotide messenger RNA. RefSeq names its product chimerin 1 (gene chn1). Gene Ontology annotation, biological process: signal transduction; positive regulation of GTPase activity. The coding region runs from base 485 to 1492 and encodes 335 amino acids. Gene Ontology annotation, molecular function: GTPase activator activity. The transcript is spliced from 7 exons. Lineage: Eukaryota; Metazoa; Chordata; Actinopteri; Esociformes; Esocidae. The record is from RefSeq and is a predicted model, not a curated record.
CCCCCGUCCUGCUCCCCCUCACUCGGAUAGAGCUGGCAGCAGCCGUCCACAUCCACAGAGUGCUGUAUCUGUUCCAAAGAGAAUAUAUCUGCUCUGCACAGGGAGGAUAGGAUUAACACAACAUCAGCUCAUCUGCAUAUUCCCAGGAACACAUGAGCACCCAGGGCUUUUGCUUUUCAUCCAACUCGGAACAUCACAGGACUUGAUACACAUCGGUGGAGCAUCGUUCAUUCAACUCUCUCUGCUUUGAGAGGAUUUAAAGGAAGACUCUUCUUUUUGCUUUCUUUCAUUCGUAAUUGUUUUGGGUCUGUUUCUGUUCACUCCAUUUAGGAUUGUCAGAUUGGGAAAAUGCAAUUAAUAUGACAUAAUUUUGAAUUGCUGAAAGUAUCCGGUUUUUAUUUUCUCCCCAGGACAUAUAACUUUUUUGGACUGCUCUGUAGGGUAUCUAGAUUGUUCAUCUGAUUUGCUCAAAGUGAGUGUCCGAAUGCCCUCCAGGGAGUCUUACGAGGUCCGGAAAGCAGAGAAGUCCCUGGUGCACAAGGCCAAGCAGGAGCCCAACCAGCAAGACAUCCUGGUGGCUGCUCUGGGGAUGCGAAUCCCAGGUCCCCAGAAACCUCCAGCCACGAUCUGGCAGCCUCUCAAAUUGUUUGCCUACUCACAGCUCACGUCGCUGGUCCGCAAAGCCACGCUGAAGGACAACAGCCUACCCCCCAAGUACGAAAAAGCCCACAACUUCAAGGUACACACGUUCCGGGGACCCCACUGGUGUGAAUACUGUGCCAACUUCAUGUGGGGGCUGACGAAUCAAGGAGUCAAAUGUGCAGACUGUGGCCUAAACGUCCACAAGCAGUGCUCCACCAUGGUACCUAACAGCUGUGUGCCAGACCUUAAACACGUCAAGAAAGUCUACAGCUGUGAGCUCACAACCCUGGUGAAAGCUCACGACACCAAGCGACCCAUGGUGGUGGACAUGUGCAUACGGGAAAUAGAAUCGAGAGGUCUGAAGUCUGAAGGGCUCUACAGAAUAUCUGGAUUCAGCGAUUCAGUCGAAGAUGUCAAGACGGCGUUUGACAGAGAUGGUGAAAAGACGGACAUUUCUGCAAGCGCGUAUGAAGACAUUAAUAUCAUCACAGGCGCUCUUAAACUCUACCUUAGGGAUUUGCCCGUUCCUGUCAUCUCCUACGAGGCCUACCCCAGGUUCAUCCAGGCUGCAAAGCUUGAAGACGCAGAGAAGCGUCUGGAGGCUUUCCGUGAGGCGUUGGAACUCCUGCCUGCAGCGCACAGUGAAACCCUGAGGUACCUCCUGGCCCAUUUAAAGAGGGUGACUUUGAAUGAAAAGGAAAACCUGAUGAAUUCCGAGAACCUGGGCAUUGUUUUCGGUCCGACCCUGAUGCGUGCUCCAAACCUGGACGCCAUGACGGCGCUCAAUGACAUCCGCUACCAACGGCAAGUGGUGGAGUUCCUCAUUAAAAAUGAAGACAUCCUCUUCUGAAAACAGACCAAUCCAUUCUGCUGAGAUAAGGAAGGAGACCUGUUUGUUUUGUAAAACAGCUUGAUGCUGUCCAAUCACUUUUUGGUGCAAAGACUUGAACAUGAAGGAAUCUUUCUAUUACAUUUGUAUCACAUAUGAAGGGAUCUUUGCAUUGCAUUUGUGAUAUAUCCAUUUCCACUUCCCUUGGACUAGUGCUUAACCUUACCUUUUUCUUCCCCUGUAACGGGUGUGGAUAAUGAUCUACCUUAAACUUGCAUGUCUGUCUCCCCAUUUUUGUCGGGGCUUGUGUAGAACACUGAUUGACCAGACUUGUUUGUGUCUUUAUUUUGUAGCAGUAACCCAGCAUGUGGUAAAUAUGUAAAACAUUGUUACUUUACUAUGGUUUGUCCUGUAGAUUCAAAAUAUCUCCUGCCCGGUUGCUUAUUAGGUCAUUCUUUUUUUGUGACUCAUUGUAUAUCUGUCUGUGAAUUUGACUACUGUUUUUCUCUAAACCUUUGUAAUGAUAUUUGACUGAACCUGUCUUUUUGCCUCUUCAGCUGUUUUAUAUACAAGUCUUCUUAAAGGAGAAUUUACCUUUUUUCACUUUGUGUUACAUUCUUGCUCAAACUGAAAUAAGUCUACGGGCUAAGAGAAACUGUAGAAUGAAUCCAUCAUCAAGAUUUCUUUAAACAGCCAUAACAAACGUUAGCUAUCAUUAGCCAGCACUAGCUAAAAUCAAUGAGAGUAAUUAGGGCAUGUGAGUGUGUUAAGAAACUUAGAUCUUAAAAUCACCUGAAAUCCUCAUCUUUUUCAUAAAAGUGAUAUGGCUAUUAAAAACAAUAAAUGCUCAGAUGUCAUUGAUGCUGAGAUGUUUUUGCUACCAGGUGCUAAACUGUGUUUUUACUGGCUGUAUGAAGAGAUCUGAACCAUAGAUUGCAUAUUCUCUUGACCCACAAACUACAGUCAGGGUGACGAAUCAACUAACAUCUAUUUGAAAAAAUUUAAAUUCUCUUGUAAGCGGAAAUUCAGAGCCUCUUUCAAUCAGAAAACUAAAACAAUGUACUUGUAAAUGUUACAUUUGCCUGACAGUCAAGAUGUUGUUGCAUUCAAACUGCUAUGUUUGUGCAGGUAAUGUUUUUUUAUUGUAAUAUUUUUGUACUUAAUUUGAGCAUGUACAUUUUAAUUUAUUAAACCUCGCUUUAUGAAAAGU